AGGUCGGACAGAACAAUGAAUCCGCGGCUCCUGUUGUUCGUGUGUCUGCUCUCCCUCGCCUCCGUGCGGGGACAGGUCAGUUACUCGAUUCCAGAGGAAAUGCCCAAAGGAUCGCUUGUGGGAAACAUCGCUCAGGAUUUAGGUUUGGAAAUGAAACGUUUGAUUUCUGGGAAAGCGAAAAUCUACAGCAGGAGUAGCGGAGAAUACGUGGAGCUGAACAGAGAAAGAGGAGUCCUGCUCGUUAAAGAGAGGAUCGACAGAGAGGCGCUGUGUGCGGAGACUGCGCUCUGUGCUUUACAUUUUCAGAUCAUUUUAGAGAACCCGAUGGAACACUACACGGUGAAUAUCCAGAUUACAGACAUCAAUGAUAAUGCACCAGCUUUUGAGAAAACGACGGUAGAAUUUAGAAUCAGCGAGUCUGCAGUGAUCGGUUCUAAAUUUGAAUUAGCAGCAGCUGAAGAUCUGGAUGUUGAAAACAACGGGAUUCAAAAAUAUGAAUUAAAACCCGCUAAUAAUUUUGUUCUUAACCUGAACAAUAAUCCUGAUGGGACUAAAAACGUGGAGAUGGUUUUACAGAAACCUUUAGAUCGUGAGAAACAGGAGGAGAUCUCUCUCGUCUUAACGGCUGUGGAUGGAGGAGAGCCGCAGAUGUCAGGAACAAUGAUGAUCGUCGUCACGGUGUUAGACGCUAAUGAUAAUGCUCCAGUUUUUACGCAGCAAACAUACAAAGCUACAGUUACUGAGAAUUCACCUAAAGGAACAAUUGUUGCUGCUGUGACAGCCUCAGAUGCUGAUCAAGGAUCAAACAGCAGGAUUACGUAUUCAAUUAAAAAUAGAGGCGGGAGUUUGCGACAUUUGUUUGAGAUCAACAAAGAAAAUGGGAAAAUUGUUUUAAAUGAAAAUAUUGAUUAUGAAAAAUCAAAAAGUUUUCAAAUUUCUAUUGGAGCAACUGAUGAUGGAGGACUAACGGAUUCUUGUAAAUUAAUUGUUGAUGUUCUGGAUGUAAAUGAUAAUAAACCAGAAAUUAACAUAAUGUCAAAAUCAAAUAUUAUUCCAGAAGAUGCUAAACUGAACACAGUUGUUACAAUGAUUCACAUUGAAGAUCUGGAUUCUGGAGAUAAUGGUA
Molecule: messenger RNA, 1126 nt
Organism: Oryzias melastigma (Indian medaka)
Lineage: Eukaryota; Metazoa; Chordata; Actinopteri; Beloniformes; Adrianichthyidae
Product: protocadherin beta-1-like
Biological process (GO): homophilic cell-cell adhesion
Cellular component (GO): plasma membrane
Molecular function (GO): calcium ion binding
Source: RefSeq, a predicted model, not a curated record